AUCGCGAGAGUUGCUCUGAUGCGGUUCGGCAGCGGCGGCCUGAGGGUUCGGGUUACGCUGGAAUGCCAAACUACGACUUACUUAUCCGAAACAAGAAGUUGACCGACGUCGGCGCGCUGUUUCACAAACAUCGCGGCUCUGUCCGGUACUCAGCUGCGGUCUGAGGGAGACUCCCGACGUGUGGGGAUGAGACGAGGUCGAUUAUUUGGGCAUUUGCAGCUUUGGGCUUGUUGACUCUCUGUUGGCUCAGGAUGGCGCAGGGAGGCUCUCAGCUCGACUACCACAUCCUGCAGGACCUCAAGCAGCGAUUCCCAGAGAUCCCAGAGGGGGUGGUGUCCCAGUGCCUUCUGCAGAACAACAAUAAUCUGGAUCUCUGCUGCCACCUGCUGGCUCAGGAGAGCAACCGAUACCUGUAUGGAGAUUUCCAUCACAGUCCAGAGGAGGGGCGACUGGGCCGAAACCACAUGCUCCACAUCAGCCUGGGAUACCCGGGCUCAGAGGCCAACAAAUCCAACGGCGGAGCGCCAGGAGUCGGUCGCUCCCUCGUGCACAGCACCAGUGACAGUCACAUUGAACCCCAGCGGCCCAGUUACCCGGAGCCGCUGUCGGCACCCGCCACCAUCGCCCCCUCUCCCGGAUACAACCCCUUCUUUAUGAACGAUCAGAGCCGCUCGGCCAGCACCCCCACCCCCCCACCCACCAUGCAGGGCAUGUCUCCCACAUACUCCCCCAUCCAGCGCUACACUAUGAACCCUAUCACCGUCACUCUGUCGCAGAGCAUACCCAGCGUCCCCCAGGCUCUGCAGAUCCCCCCAGGGCACUAUGUCAACAGCUCCAACACCACCCUGUACAUCCGACCAUCACCCUCCCAGAGCCCCCAGCCAGCGCCCUGGUCCUCCUCGGGGGCGCCGGUCUAUCAGCAUCAACAGUCCCCCUACAGCACUCCUACGUAUGGCUCGCCUUACAGCUCCCCCCAGCAUCAGCCCCAGCAUCAGCCCCAGCAUCAGCCCCAGCAUCAGCCCCAGCAUCAGCCCCAGCACCAGCAAUACGUCUUCCUGCCCAUCAGCUCCCCGACCCUUCCCAGCAUGCCCUACCACCACCAGCAGCAACCGCAGCAGCAGCCGGCCGUCUACAGGCCCUACCACACAAAGAGCUCCCUUAUGAACCAGAUAGAAAUCACCCUGGAGGGUCCGCGGCCUCGCAGCAACUCGCCUGUGCACACUGCCCACCCCCAGGGGCCGCUCUACAUGGCCACCAGCCCGUCGCCCAGCUCCCCGUCCAGGGGCGUCACGAUGACCGGACCUCAGGGGCCGGCAGCAUUCCACCCGGGGAUGUACCUGCAGCACCAGGGCCCCGCCAGGCCUCGACCCGCCUCCUCCCCGCAGCCCGGCCAGUCAGCCUACACCUUCAAAAUCAAAGUGUCCCCAGGAGGCCAGGCUCAGAGGCCGCCCAGCUCGCCUCCCGUGGCUGAAGCGGAGUCUCUCCUCAACAUAGUGGACCAAGGGGAGCGUCACUCGGCCCCUGCGCCCAUCCUGCCCAUCUCUGCUCUGCCAGGAAAUGUCGCCAGUCAGUUCCAGCAAAUGCCCCGGCGUUCCAGCUCAGGCUCUGAUGACUAUGCCUACACACAAGCUCUCUUGCUCCACCAGCGGGCGAGGAUGGAGCGACUAAUGAAGGAGCUGCUGAUGGAGAAGCAGAAACUGGAGCAGCUGAAGGCCGAUGUCAACAACAUGGAAUACGACGCUCUGCAGAGACGCUUUCGACGAGUCAACUCCACCAGUCUUAUUCCCCGACCUGAAGAGAUGACCAGACUGCGGAGUCUGAACAGACAGCUGCAGAUUGAUAUCGACUGUACGCUGAAGGAGACGGAUCUGCUGCAGUCUCGAGGGAAGUUCGACCCCAAAGCCAUGAACAACUUCUACGACAACAUCCAGCCUGGUCCGGUGGUGCCGCCCAAAACCGGGAGGAAAGAAGGCGACCAGGUCUCCAAGCCGGCGCCGGCCCCCCAGAGGGACGAGGACUUCGAAGGAGCUCAAUGGAACUGUGAAAGCUGCACCUUCCUCAACCACCCUGCACUCAACCGAUGUGAACAGUGCGAGAUGCCACGCUACACCUAAACUCAGCACUGCGCUGUAUUGCCUUCCUGCCCCAUAGGAUACUAUAAACCCCCCUCCCCAACCCUUUACAGAAUCUGUCAAUCAAUAUAUAAGCCCCUCCUACCUGCUGAGGAAGAGCCACUACCCCUCUCUGCCAACCGCUCCCGUCCUCUACUCCUGAGCACUUUCUGUUUUUCUUUGGCGGAUGAUGAAUCUUUCUUCGGGACAGUUGGAUAAAAAGACGUUCGCGGCUUCGGGAAGGCCGAAGCGACGCGAGGAUUGGAGGAGGAGCUACGGUUAACCUAGUGAACAUUCCACGCAGAACAAGUGACUGCUCUGUUUACAUUGUGCCCAUUCCUGAACUCAAUAAAAACGGAGGCACUUCCUCUUUAAUCCAGGACCUGUAACUUCCCUCUCGAGACGGCGGAACAAUGAAACAAAUGGUAAAGGAGUUCUGACUAAUGCGAAAACGUAGACUGUACACUGUAUGUGGCUCUGUAUUAGAGCUUGUUUCACUGAAAGAACACUAAAGACACUUGCAUAUGAGUAUAGGCCUGGUACUUUUAUGCACAGUAUGCCACCCUGUAUUAUGUGGUCAGAAGAUGUUGAUUUCCUGUGCAAAUGCCUCAACUUGCUGUACUUAAUAAAGGAGCUGAUUCUAUGUGA
Amphiprion ocellaris (clown anemonefish) is the source of this 2759-nucleotide messenger RNA. RefSeq names its product TGF-beta activated kinase 1 (MAP3K7) binding protein 3 (gene tab3). Lineage: Eukaryota; Metazoa; Chordata; Actinopteri; Pomacentridae. The transcript has 7 exons. Gene Ontology annotation, molecular function: ubiquitin binding. Gene Ontology annotation, cellular component: extracellular exosome. Bases 252 to 2114 code for a protein of 620 amino acids. The record is from RefSeq and is a predicted model, not a curated record.